Cuscuta campestris is the source of this 1495-nucleotide messenger RNA. Lineage: Eukaryota; Viridiplantae; Streptophyta; Magnoliopsida; Solanales; Convolvulaceae. The record is from the annotation of a GenBank genome assembly.
GUAUAUGGUUUUCUUCUCCUUCAUUUUAAAUGCAAUGUCUAAAUUCUUGAAGCAGAUAAAGACUACAAGCUUAGUGCCAACCAUUACAAAUCUACUCCUAAACACUUUUAGAUUAUGUCUCUCUCUGGAACCCCAACGUAGGAGAAGAGAAAAUGGUUAAUUACAUUCUCACGAAAGGGAUCAUCCUUCUCGUUAUCACCCUCCUCCUUCCGUUCAUCGAAACCGCCGCCGGCUGCGGCUGCAAUACAACCACCGCCCAGCCAGCAACUCCUCCUCCUCCGCCGCCAGCAGUUUUCGCAGAUCACAGGCUAGCCAGAGUUCAUCCCAUCAUCCAGAGAUUCAAGAAGUCCAUCACCAGCGACCCGUUUGGAGUGACCCGGACUUGGGUCGGCCCCGACGUCUGCAAUUACACCGGCUUCUUCUGCGAGAGCCCGCCGGACAACAAAUCCGCCAUAGCUAUUGCUUCCGUCGAUUUCAAUGGGUUUCGUCUCAAGGCCCCCAGUCUCGAUGGGUUUCUUGAUCAGCUCCCUGACAUUGCGAUCUUCCACGCCAAUUCCAACUAUUUUUCGGGCACGAUUUCUCCUGAAGUCGCCAAAUUGCCCUACCUUUACGAGCUCGAUCUCAGUAACAAUCUGUUCUCCGGGCAGUUCCCGGUUUCGAUUCUUGGUAUAAAGAGUCUGUCUUUCUUGGAUCUUCGUUUCAAUUCUUUCUCCGGGUCGGUUCCGCCAGCACUCUUCGCCAUGGGUCUCGACGCCCUGUUCCUGAACAACAACGGGUUCACUCAGAGCAUGCCGGAGGUUUUCGCCGGCCGGUAUUACUACCUGACAUUAGCCAACAACAGGUUCUCCGGUCCGGUUCCGGGCAGCGUCUGGGCAGCCCUGUCGGGAUCAACGGAGGUUCUGCUGCUCAACAACUCCUUCGCCGGGUGCCUUCCUAACGAGAUCGGGUUGUUGGAGGACGUUCUGAUGAUCGACGGGAGUUACAACCGGCUGACGGGGCGGUUACCUUGGUCGUUAGGGCGGCUGCGAAGGGCGGAGGUGCUGGGCUUCGCCGGGAAUGAGAUGUACGGGGAUGUGCCGGAGGCGGUGUGCGCGCUGGGGAAUCUGGUGAGCUUGUCGUUGGCGGACAACUAUUUCAGCCGGGUCGGACCGGUUUGUUUGGGAUUGAUCGUGAGAGGGGUUCUUGAUGUGAGGAACAAUUGCAUUCCAGGGAUGCCGUUCCAGAGACCCAUCUCUGAUUGUUUAGAUUUCUUUUCUUCUCCGAGAUAUUGUCGGCAGACAUUUUCAUAGCUCAAAGCUUCUUGUUUUUGCUUAUCAAUAGAAAGUCAACCAUACAUACAUCCUUCAAAUACUUUGGUCACACGCCAACUCAUGUAUAUUAAUACUCUAUCCUUAAAUCAUUUACAAAUUUUGACUUCAAAGUCAAAAUCAAUUUAUAGAGUGAAAUUGAAGGGGAGUGGGGGUGUGUUUGGAUCAGGCGAGUGAGGGGUUUACCG